Molecule: messenger RNA, 2679 nt
Organism: Maudiozyma barnettii
Lineage: Eukaryota; Fungi; Ascomycota; Saccharomycetes; Saccharomycetales; Saccharomycetaceae
Gene: ALR1
Product: Mg(2+) transporter ALR1
Exons: 1
Coding region: 1-2679 (892 amino acids)
Biological process (GO): magnesium ion transmembrane transport; intracellular magnesium ion homeostasis
Cellular component (GO): plasma membrane
Molecular function (GO): magnesium ion transmembrane transporter activity
Source: RefSeq, a predicted model, not a curated record
AUGUCAUCUAUUCACUCCAGAUCAUCAUCAUCCUCAUCUUCCCACUCAGAAUCAACCAAUAAUGAAUCAUUAGUCGAUUCUCUUGACUCUAUGAAUACUGAAGAGCACAACGAGUUAUAUGAUCACAGACAACAUAAUGAUAUUAUCGCAUCGCAGAUUGAAAAUAAUAAUAUUGAGGUGAAUUUGAAGGAUGUUAAUGACUCUGAUGUUAUUGUUGAUAGUGAUGAAGCGGAUCCCAACAUGAGAUUUAUCUCCGAAGACCUAAAAACGAACGUAGGUGCUGCUGAUUCAAUGAGAGUUGAUGCUAUAAACCAGCAUAGAAAUUCACCAUUAAUGACACCUUCCCAUCGUCAUGACAAUUUCAGUGCCUUACCAAAACCUGCUAUUGGGCAUAAAAGUGGGAAGACUCCUCCAUCGAACAAAAAGUCUGGUAGACACCAUGUAUCAGGGGGACAAAAAAUUAGCAAACUUGACAGUUCUGAUCCAUUUUCCUCAAGAACAGAUGCAACCAUUGCACAACCAGGUAUCACUAUUUCUCCAUCGGUCAGACCACGUCGUCAAUCUAGAACCCAAUCAAUUUCUGAAAAGAUGCACUCACAGGUGAGCAGGAAUAAAACAAGAACCGAUUCGUUUACCUCAUCUAAUUCAGCAAAUCCUAUCCCAUUAUUGGCAAGGUCCUUAUCCCAUAAAUCAGCAGAAAACAGAACGGGUGAAAAAACCAACCAACCAGUAGGAGACGGUGCUAUACCAACUUCUAGAAGAAGAGAAUCGUUUGAUAGUGACAACUCCCAAGCAUCUGGUGAGAGCCAGGAAACUGAGGAAGAUGUCUGGUUUCCAUUGUCACCCCAAUUACAUACACGUAUAAACGGUAUUGAUUUUGAUGAGCUGGAAGAGUUUGCUCAAUCACAAUCUGAAAGGAACGCUAACUACUUGACUACGAUGGCCACAGCUCCCGCAGUUGGAAAUUUUAAUCCAAACGGUUUAGGUUCAACUUCGACAUCUACAUCUGUCUCUAUGUCAUCAGCUGCCCUGAAGUAUACUCCAAGACCUUCUGCUCAACAGCAAGUAAACUCCUCUAGCUCAAAUGAGAAUCCAUUAUUUGAACAAUCUCAUGUUUUACAAGACAACAAAAAGGAUGAAGCAGUAGGUGUUUCAUUUGGUAACAACAAGAUCGAAGGUGAAUUUUUCGAUGAAAAACCAAUGAAAUUUGAAGGUACUCAACUACCAUCUAGUACCAGGUCUGAAAUUGAAUUACAGACCGUCAGUGGUAUUAUGCCUUAUAACGGUGUACCAUAUGUCGCUCCAGAUCGUUUCUCCUUCUUCAAUUCGAGCUCUGAAGAGACUGUUCAUUCUACUGAUAUCCCAUCCUUGGUUUCGAAGGGACAAAGCUUCUACGACUUAUUUAAAGGUGGCCAACCAACUUGGUGGCUUGAUUGUUCAUGUCCAACGGAUGAUGAAAUGAGAUGUAUUGCUAAGGCAUUUGGUAUCCAUCCUUUGACAGCUGAAGAUAUUAGGAUGCAAGAAACAAGAGAAAAAGUCGAGUUAUUCAAGUCUUAUUAUUUUGUUUGUUUCCAUACUUUCGAAAGCGAUAAAGAAUCUGAAGAUUUUUUGGAACCAAUAAAUGUUUACAUCGUUGUCUUUAGAUCCGGUGUUAUCACAUUCCAUUUUAACCCAAUUUCUCAUCCAGGUAAUGUCAGAAGAAGAGUUAGACAAUUAAGAGAUUAUGUUGACGUUAAUUCUGAUUGGAUUUGUUAUGCACUGAUCGAUGAUAUUACCGAUAGCUUUGCUCCAGUCAUCCAGUCAAUCGAAUAUGAAGCCGAUGCUAUCGAGGACUCGGUGUUUAUGGCUCGUGAUGAAGAUUUUUCUGUCAUGUUGCAAAGAAUCGGUGAAAGUAGACGUAAGACUAUGACUUUGAUGAGAUUACUAAGUGGUAAGGCAGAUGUUAUCAAAAUGUUUGCAAAGAGAUGUCAAGAUGAAGCAAAAGGUAUUGGUCCAGCUUUAACUUCUCAAAUCAAUAUUGCAAACUUACAAUCCAAUUAUAACGCCAAUGCUAAUGUCAAUCAAGCUAGACGACCAGGUGGUGUAAACCAUCAUAAUGCUGCAGCUAUGGCCGCCAAAACUGAGGCAAUGAUGAAUAAUCGCAUGGCCAGUCAGCCCAGAGCUGAAAUCGCCAUGUACUUGGGUGAUAUCCAGGAUCAUUUACUGACCAUGUAUCAGAAUUUAGCAGCAUACGAGAAGAUUUUCUCUAGAUCCCAUUCGAAUUAUCUAGCUCAAUUGCAAGUCGAAUCAUUUAACUCCAACAACAGGGUCACUGAAAUGUUAGGAAAAGUCACCAUGAUUGGUACGAUGUUAGUUCCUUUGAACGUUAUCACUGGUCUUUUUGGUAUGAACGUUAAAGUGCCAGGUGAAGGUGUAGGUGGUUACGCUUGGUGGUUUGGUAUUCUUGGUGUUUUAAUAUUCCUUGCCAUUUGCGGUUGGUUUGCAGCCUCUUAUUGGGUGUCACGUAUUGAUUCACCAAAGACUCUAAACGAGGCUGCAGUAAGCGGUUCUAAGUCUAUCAUUACAAAUUUCUUACCAAGAGGUUACCGUAACCGUUCUGCUAGAGAAGCCCAAAACCGUAAUAAGAACUCCAACAGAUCCAUUGCCAGUCUUCCGACCAGAUACAGUGGUUAUCAAUGA